Messenger RNA from Medicago truncatula (barrel medic), 971 nucleotides. RefSeq lists its product as uncharacterized. The transcript has 2 exons. Bases 16 to 939 code for a protein of 307 amino acids. The record is from RefSeq and is a predicted model, not a curated record. Lineage: Eukaryota; Viridiplantae; Streptophyta; Magnoliopsida; Fabales; Fabaceae.
UCUUUCUCCUAAUUUAUGAUUCUUCACAAUCACCAAACAAGUGAAAAUGCAGUGAAUGUGUCACAUUCCUCAUCAUGUUCUAGCUAUUCAAACAAAUCUUGUAUAUCUCAAAAUCUCACACCUUCAACACAAAAUUCAGUUACAUCAAUCUACAAAACAAUCCUCUCCAACAAAAAGCAGAUUUUGAUCACAGUUACUUGGUGUAAAAGCUACUCAAAUCAAGGACUCACAAUAAUCUUCAAUGAAGAAGAUCCACUAGCUGCAAGAACAUUCAGACUCAACACAAAUUCAAGAUUUUUCAGAAAGAAAAAAGGAAGCAAAUUGGUGGAAGUUGAGCAUUUUCAUGAUUCAAAAGUUGAAGUUUUUUGGGAUCUUUCAAAUGCAAGAUAUGAAACUGGUUCUGAACCUGUUGAUGGAUUUUAUGUUGCAAUUUUAGUUGAUUCAGAAAUUGGUCUUAUUUUAGGUGACAUAAAUGAAGAAAAUUUACCAAAGAAGCUUAAAAAAAGGACCCUUAUGGAUAAAGUUUCACUUUUUUCAAGAAGUGAAUAUUUUUCAGGUAACACACUUUAUUACACAACUAAGGCUAAGUUUUGUGAGAGUGGAAUUAUGCAUGAUAUUUUGAUUAAAUGCAGUGGUGAAAAUGAAGGGUUUAAAUCACCUGUUCUGAAUGUUUGUAUUGAUAAGAAGAUUGUAAUUUGUGUGAAGAGGUUGAAGUGGAAUUUUAGGGGUAAUCAAACAAUUUUUGUUGAUGGGUUGUUGGUGGAUUUGCUUUGGGAUGUUCAUAGUUGGUUUUUUAAACCUGUUUCUGGGUUUGCAGUGUUUAUGUUUAGGACUAGGAGUGGUUUGGAUAGUAGAUUGUGGUUAGAGGAGAAUUUGGUAGUGAAAGAUAAAGAUAGGGUUGAAUUUUCUUUGUUGAUCUAUGCCUGUAAAACUACAUAAUGAAAGUUCAUUGUUUAUCUUGGAUUUUUUUA